Molecule: messenger RNA, 1236 nt
Organism: Melospiza georgiana
Lineage: Eukaryota; Metazoa; Chordata; Aves; Passeriformes; Passerellidae
Product: heterochromatin-associated protein MENT-like
Exons: 7
Coding region: 1-1236 (411 amino acids)
Biological process (GO): negative regulation of endopeptidase activity
Molecular function (GO): serine-type endopeptidase inhibitor activity
Source: RefSeq, a predicted model, not a curated record
AUGGAAGUGGUCUCCACAUCAGUUGGCAACUUUACUGUUGAUCUUUUCAACAAGCUGAAUGAGAACAACAAGGGAAAAAACAUUUUCUUCUCCCCUUGGAGCAUAUCAGCAGCUCUGGCUCUGACAUACCUGGGAGCAAAAGGACCUACAGCAACUGAGAUGGCAGAGGUCCUUCAUUUCAACGUGGGAGCAGGAGCUGAAGCUGCUUCUUCUGUGGCGAGACCUUCUCGGGGGAGACCAAAGAGAAGAAAAUUGGAUCCUGAGAACAAGCAAACUGCAGAUAUUCAUUCUAGCUUCAAGAAGCUCCUGACUGCCAUCAACAAACCCAGAAGCACCUACUCCCUGAAAAGUGCCAACCGCAUUUACGUGGAAAAAACCUUCCUAUUAUUGCCUACAUACAUACAGCUCAGUAAGAACUACUAUGAAGCAGAGCCACAGAAGGUUAACUUUAAGACAGCACCAGAACAGACAGGAAAGGAAAUCAACACUUGGGUUGAAAAACAAACUGAGGGCAAAAUCAAGAAUUUGCUGGGUCCACGAGAUGUGACAAACUCCACCAAGCUGAUCCUGAUAAAUGCCAUUUACUUCAAGGCAGAAUGGGAAGUGAAAUUUAGGGCAGAAGAUACAGAACUGCAACCCUUCCGACUGAGCAAGAACAAGACCAAGCCUGUAAAGAUGAUGUACAUGAGAAAAACAUUUCCAGUCCUCAUCAUGGAAGCAAUGAAUUUCAAAAUGAUUGAGCUGCCAUAUGUGAAACGUGAACUCAGUAUGUUCAUCCUCCUUCCUGAUGACAUCAAAGACAACACUACGGGUCUCGAACAGCUGGAAAGAGAACUGACAUAUGAGAAGCUGUCCAAAUGGACUGACUCCAAGAAGAUAACCGAGACUCUUGUGGACCUGUACCUACCUAAAUUCGAAAUGGAAGAGAGAUAUGACCUCAGCGAUAAUCUGAUCAGGAUGGGAAUGCGCAGUGCCUUCAGCAGCAAUGCUGAUUUCAGUGGAAUGACAGAGAAGGAUAGAGUGAUGAUCUCCAAGGUUUUCCACAAGUCUUUUGUUGCAGUUGAUGAGAAGGGCACUGAGGCAGCUGCUGCUACUGCUGUCCUUGUAGAACUAACAAGUGCACGUGAUAGCCAUGUUCUGAAAUUUAGGGUUGACCACCCUUUCUACUUCUUCAUCAGACACAACAAGUCCAAGAGCAUCCUUUUUUUUGGUAGAUUCUGCUCUCCUCUAGAAUGA